Messenger RNA from Durusdinium trenchii, 1403 nucleotides. NCBI's taxonomy places the organism in Eukaryota, Dinophyceae, Suessiales, Symbiodiniaceae. The record is from the annotation of a GenBank genome assembly.
AGGCGCGGUACUUUGGAGCCCGUAAUGCGAUAUUUCGUGGCAGGUGGAAGCCACUCGUGCGCAAAGCUCAAGGGAAUUGAAGCGCCAGAGACGUUGGCGAUGGUGCUGAGAUUCAUGUCGCCAGUUAUGUUGUGGUUUAGAGACGACAUGGCUUUGCCAAAGAAAGAUAAGGCGCCUCCACAGCAAGCACCUCCGGCGGAGCGGCACGACUGAGACGCGUCCAACUGCGUUCCGAAUUGCAAAAAGUGAAAGCAAAAAGUGCUCAUGAAAAAUUACACCACCGUAGACCCCUGGGAGACAAAUGUAAACUACGUUGGCAAUUCGAACAUUUUUUUUGUACUGUUUCUUGCUUCUAGAAGUCUUUCUUUCUUGCCCGUCCAUGCGGCCACAGCGGCUCCUCCCGUGCGCCUUUCUCUUCUGACCUUUGCCUGGCUUGCCCUUCUUCAGCUUCCUCUUCAGCCCUGUGUGCACGUGGUGAAGGCUUGGAUUGGACCGGUGGUGGGCUGCGUUGACAUGAGUGUGAGGUGUUCACGAGUUUCAUAUGACAAUGAGGCUGACUAGGCUCAUGAGGUUCAUGAUUGGACCAGUUGACUUUGGUGUUUUACUUUGCUGGGCUAUGAGCCUUUGCAUUUCAAGCUCUUGUGUGCAUUGCCUGCGUUGCAGCCUGGCCGCCAUGGCAAGUCAUGCUCAAGCAAAGGAGGAGGCCAUUGCUGCAUUGGAACGUUACGAUGCUGGUCGUGGAGCAUUAGGUGAUCUAGCUCAGCCUGCCCAGCCAACCCUGCUGCAACUGAUGCACCUGCCACUGCUGGCGAGGACGCGCCUGCUGGAGACACUGAUGGGCCAAGGAGAACUCAGUGUGGAUUGAUUCUCAAUGGGUGCUUGACUGAGCAUGAAGUGCCAAACAUUCCAACAAUCAUCGCCUAUGAUACGCUACAAGAGUUGAACGCAGGGAACUUCUUAGCCAGAAGGAGCUUGGAAGAUAUGCAAGCGACAGAAGGACAAUAUUAUGUUGAAGGCAGGGAGCAACACCAUCACAAAAUUGAACCAUAUAAGCGUACAUCUUCUCGUUCUCCAUGCAACCUCGCAGCUGCUCCUUCAACGGCCAGCCUUGUUUCACAUCGAAUGAAGAAGUUCGAUGCUUGGGGGGGGCCAUCGCAAUGUCAAAGCGGUGGUUCACCACCCUUCAGUUUGAAUCCAAAUGAGGUACUUCGGAAUUCCCGCAUCAAAACGUGCAGCUUCAAGUCUUGGAGUGAAACUGACACGUCCAUCCUCAUGUUUCAGACCAGUUUUGGACUCUCCAAGACUCCAAUAGCUAAGCGAAGCGCUUUUAGACUGGAACGCAAAGCCGGCCCUUUCCGGAGGCGUUCCGGGACAGACUUCCAGUCGGGCACCGCUCGGGGGGG